AUGGCCCUGACACAGCCCCCUGACAGUGAAUAUCACGUCGGAGAACAGAAUGAACUGCCCCUCACAUGUGAGCUGUUGGCCAUUGUUUGGGCGAUUACUUGGAUCAUCGAGUAUGGCCCCUCAUAUGAGGUUGGGAUAGAGCUUAGGUACGAUUGUACUUCGGCUGGUCGAGGCACCUUUGCUGAUUACAAAGUUGCGACAGGUGCCCAACAUGCCAGCAGUUCGGAACUGGCACACUUUGCGUGUUAUCUUCGUCAACUUGCGGACCGGCGUGUGUCCCUGACACAUGCUCACGUGCCCGGACACAGUGGAGAUGUUGGCAACGAGCUUUGCAAUGAGCUGUCCAAAUAUUGCAGACGGCACGGUAUGCAUUUCACAGACAUUUGCCUCCCUCGUUGGCCUGGCCAGGUCUUCCGGCACCCAUUGAAAGCCUGGCUCUGGCUCGUCGACCAGCAUAGUGGUGAUACGCCAACGCUCUUUGCUUUAGAGAGUGAGUCCGUGCGCUUACAGGCACAACCCAGGCUGCCUACACAUGGGCCACAGCUUGGCUCUCAUGAGACUGAACGGAGCGUCAACAACCUUGUUUCAAGCAUGUCACUUGCUUCUUACAAUGUUCUUACCCUCAUGGACCCCAGCCGUCCAGGGAAAAACGCCCGUCAGGAAGGUCUCAAAGUUUCUGCCAAAAGAUGCCUAUUAAAGCGGCAGCUCCAGCAGCUCAACGUGCUUCUCUGUGGCAUCCAAGAAACGCGCAUUGUGUGCACGGAAAUGCUACCAGAUGCGGAUUUUUGGAUGAUACAUUCAGCCGCCACUCCAGCCGGGCAUCAUGGUGUUGCCCUCUGGAUUAGCCGUAAGCUACCAUACGCAAGAUGCGGCCAGCACAUGUGGUACUUCGAAAAGGACCACUGCGCGGUGACCAGCUUUUCUCCAAGACACUUGGUCGUGCAGUUAAAUGCACCCUACGUCUCCUGGACGGUCCUAGUUUGCCAUGGCCCGUCAGAGCCGCCGGCAGCUUCCGGCACCGCAGCCGCUUUCUGGGCUACAUGCCGCCGAGCAGUCGCAAAACGCCCGUCUCAUUCCGAACUUAUUGUUCUUACUGAUGCUAAUGCGCACCUCGGGUCCCUCAGCUCAGUUGCUGUAGGCGACGUGGCGCCUGAAACCGAGACUGCAGCGGGAACUGCCUUUCACGACUUUCUUGCUGAUCAGGAUCUCUUUCUGCCCUCUACUUUUGCCAGUUCCCACCAUGGUCCCUCGCACACGUGGGUCGCGCCUUCAGGGGCAGGGCACAGACUCGAUUACAUUGCGGUCCCUACACAGUGGCCCAUUGAGGGCGUCAAGUCUACAGUCCUCUAUCAGUUUGAAAGCCUGCAGCUCAGUGUCGAUCAUUACCCCGUGCUGCUACAAUGUAACCUCAUGUGCAGGGACCCUGAGGCCCACUUCACCACCUUUCGACGACGAGCAGUACGACCUGCCACUACAGUGCCUACUCCCCAAUAUCUUGCUGCACUCACAGUUGCCCGGCAGCAACCGUCCCUGCAAUGGACUGCACAGGUCGACGACCAUUUUGCCGCCCUGACCACUGCCUGGACGAAUGCCAGCAAAAGUCUUGAUGAGCCCAAUGCCCCCAAGCCACGCCAGGCAUAUCUCCAGCCGGACACCCUUCAGCUUGUCCGCCAACGCAAAGGAGUUCGAGUUGCUCUCUCACAGACCCAUCAGGAGCUACGCCGGCGGAUAGAGUACCUGCAGGGCCUGGUUCGACGCGUUGCGGCCUCUGACAUUCGUGACCCCAAGAACUUAUUCCGGGCCGUUCGCAAAGCAUUUCCAGCAGCGUCAUCCAAAAGAAGACAGGCUUUUCAGCCUAUUCCAGCCAUUCAAAAUGCUGAGGGAGAGCUUGCCUCCAACCGUGACGAUCGACAUGAGGUGUGGCGCUCUCACUUCGCAGCCCUCGAAGAUGGAGAGCCUAUUCUAGCGGAGGACUACCCGGACCGCUUUGCCGAGCAGAGGCAAGCGGUCUCGCUGUCAUCAGGAUUCGACAUCCAUGCCCUAGCCACACUUACUGCCAUAGAACAAUUGGCUUUAGGUCUCAAACGAGGGAAAGCCUGUGGACCGGACGGCCUGACCGGAGAACUCCUGCAGCUCGCGCCUGCUGCGACGGCCCGCCUUCUAGCUCCACUUUUCCUUAAAUCGGCCAUGGGCAUCCAGGAGCCGCUUGAAUUCCGCGGAGGAUGUCUCAUUCCUCUUGCAAAACAGGCACAUGAAAGCUGUAUCAUAGACAUGUACGGAGCUGCCUUUGUAAUCAUCUACCUGCAGUCGACCUCCAAGCUGGAGCUGUCCCAGGCAGCAUUCUACCGUGUCAUUCGUCAGCUAGUCGCACCUGUGGGCGACGACGACAGAAGCCUGCGUAAAUUCUUCCAUACCCUUGGAGUGCCGCCGGAAGCGCUCCAGGAAUUGGCAGGCGAUAGCCUUGCCGAUGUCUUCUUCGGUUUCGCCUUUGCAGCGUAUCUUCGGACAUCUGACGUCGCUCUUGACACCAUCGGUCUCUCUACCGCCACACCGACCUUGAAGACUGUUCCCCCGUGGGGAUCGGAAAUUGCUCCUCCACGUCUAGGAGCUGGUGCUUGGGCUGAUGACUUUGUCCAUUUUCACCGGCAGCCCCAACUCGACCACUUAGUCUCCAACGUUCUGCGCAUAGUGACUGUAUAUGUCGAGCGUUCCGACGCUAUUGGCAUGCAGCUCACGUUUGCUAAGGACAAAACAGCUGCCAUGCUCUCGAUUCAGGACUUGAGCCAAACGGGCCUGGCAUGUGUCCGUCCCGGUCCAGAGGGCUAUUGCAUCAUAGGGCAGAGCGCCGUCACCAAGCUCACCUUUGAGCUGCCCAUAGUUGAUGCCUACAGGCACCUAGGUGGCAUCAUGACUAGCACAGGCACUCCAGCGCCCGAAAUUGCAUUUCGAUCGGCGCAAGCUUGGAUCCCUGUCCGCCCUUUACGCACCAAGUUGUUUGCGGCACCAGGCAUUCCGCUUGAGGUUCGCCGCCACCUUUUGCGUUCCCUGGCUAUGUCCCGUUUUGUGUUCGGCUCUGCGGUGCUGCGUCUCCAUGUUGCAGUUCACUUCCGUGCUUGGGCACGAGCCUAUGUAGCACUUUGGAGAUCCCUCCAUCGUAGACAGCAGCACGAGAAAACGCCCCAUGCCUACGAGACCCUUCUGCGGGCUUCCGCGCCCUCCCCACCACUUGCACUGGCAUUGGCAAGGGCCGCCCUUCUGCGUCAAAUCGUGCAUACCGGCCCGUCGACACUCCGCCAUUUGCUCUGGCAUCAAUGGGAGGCUGACCGAGACUCCUCAUGGUUGGGACAGAUAGUGAAGGAUAUUAAGCAUGCUGCGCUGUACAGUCCGACAGCAGAGACUCUGCUGUCGGACGGACGUCCUCUCCACGGCCUUAUCGAAGCUAUCCUUGAUCAGCCCAUGUGGUGGACACGGCUCCUCAAGGGAUCUCCCGUUCCAAUGUCAUCUGUGUCAGGCUUCUUUUCCCAUGCGUAA
Symbiodinium sp. CCMP2592 is the source of this 3531-nucleotide messenger RNA. NCBI's taxonomy places the organism in Eukaryota, Dinophyceae, Suessiales, Symbiodiniaceae. The record is from the annotation of a GenBank genome assembly.